This is a messenger RNA of Nymphalis io (European peacock), 1289 nucleotides long. It is a transcript of the gene JTBR, whose product is annotated as protein JTB. The record is from RefSeq and is a predicted model, not a curated record. The transcript has 4 exons. Gene Ontology annotation, biological process: mitotic cytokinesis. Lineage: Eukaryota; Metazoa; Arthropoda; Insecta; Lepidoptera; Nymphalidae. The coding region runs from base 245 to 715 and encodes 156 amino acids. Gene Ontology annotation, cellular component: centrosome; cytoplasm; midbody.
UUAAUAAAUAGUAGUAUUUGUCUGUAACAAUAUAUAAAAACAACAGGAAGUUUUUAUACUUUUUGUACAAAACAAAAGUUUUUUUUAAUGAUAAUUUUAUCCACUAUUAUUUAUAAUAGUGGUUAUCAACAUUAUUCAUAAAUUGGGAAUACUAUGGUUUACUAAUUCGAUUUCGAAAAUUUGAAUCGUAAUAAUUAUUGUUUCAUAAUAAUAAUGAUAAAAUAGUCUUGCAAAUAAAUAAAACAUGAUUGAGACGUGUUCCAAAAGAUGUAUGCUCAUAGGAACAAUUUUUUUAGGGGUAUUAACCAUAGUGGUUCUAAUAUUAGAAUCACAAUUGGCUGACACACUUUCCGGCAGCCAAAGAAUGAAAAACAAGACAUUUCCUACAGAGAACAAUUCUACAUGCUGGAUGCAUCAACCAUAUACUAUAAUCAGUGAAUGUCAUCCUUGUUCAGAUUUUGAAAUACGGAGUAAGAGUAUCGGAGUAUGUAUUCACACAAAUUUCAAAGAGAUUCUGAAAUGUGAUAACGGUGAAACAGUAACAAGAAGCUGUGAUCGAGUCGCAUAUUUAGAAGAAAGGGCAUAUUGGAAGUUUACUAUUUGGUCUUUUGUUAUUGGAAUGGUAUCAUCAUUAGCUGUCAUGCUACGUAUGAGAGUUCUUAAUUACAAAGCAAAGCUCAGAGCUCGUCAGGUUUUGAGUAAUGGAUCUAUAUGAAUAAAAAGAAAAAAAAAAUUAUAAUGAGGGGAGGUCCAAAAGACUGUGGCACAGAAAAUUUGUAAUUUACUUAAAAUAAAGUCUUAAGGAGCUUUAAAAAAACGCAAAUCGAAAAAAUAUCAUAUUAACCAUAAAAAAAAACUUGUUCUUGCACUCAAAAUUAAUCAAAAUAGUCUUCUUGACUUUGUUUUGUUUUUGCUGUCAUCAUUGUUCAUUUUUUUAUGAGAAUUUUCAUCCCUUUUUUAACUUCACAACACGAUUGUUGCAAUGUUUAAUUUUCUUCAAUACUGCAAUUUUAUUCUAAAUCAACUUUUAUGUGAACAAUUACAAACUGUAUGUGUAAUAUUUAAUCUUAUAAUUAAAAGAUUAAAGAUUAUCAAUGAGUGUCCACUUACAAACCACACCUCUUCUCUUCCAUUCCAGCUUUUAGACCUACCCUUGUAAUUGUGAUGUACAUGUUAAAAAAAAAAAGUAAGUAUAAACUUGCUAUAUAUAGUUUUUUUUAGAAUAUAAAAAAUAAACAAAUAAAAAAUAUAUAUAAAAUUAUUUAAUCAUUCAAAGAGUAUCUUUAAUA